CCCGAGCAAUAAUUCCAAUCUUGUCUCACGCUACACAGCAGUCAAACAGGGAGGAGGGAUAGCUAGCGGUCGAAACGGGCGCGAGCGUGAAGCCAUACAAAAACGGCAUUAAUCCACCGUGAUUCCAGCUACUUUGUUCUCCACCUCCUCCCACCGCUUCGUUCCUUUCAAGUCUCCGAGGGCGACCCUCUCUCUUCUUCUCACUCCAGCUCCAGUCCUGUGCUGGUAGUUAUUGGUGAGUGCUACGUUGCUAGCGUGGGGUGUGACAGCACUGCACGGCGAAGGCUGGGCACGGUGGUUCGUGUGAGUGGCAGGCAUGAGGACCGGGGGGAUGCUGUGCCGGUCACAGGCGGCGACGGCGGUCUGCGUGCCGGGCGACGCACGGUCCAUGGUCGUCGGGCGCCGCGCCGACCGGACAAUCGCCGAGGACGCGCGCACUCUCCACGACGUCAGGUACGUGCGCCUUGGUGCCGACGGAGCCGGCGCCGCGCUUGUCUCGUCCAGGCGGGUGGCGCCGCCCCAGCCGCCGCCCAUGUCGAGGAGGCGCGGAGCGCCGGUGGCCGUGACGCUGCCGAUGGUGACCAAGAGCCCCGUGGAGACGCCGGCGCGGGACACUGCGGCGGCUAAGCGGACACCCGCCACUCCUACGGCGGCCGUGGCACCCGGCGACCAAGUCCUCCAAGUGGUCGUGAUGAAGGUGGCUAUACACUGCCAGGGGUGUGCAGGGAAAGUGAGGAAGCACAUCUCCAAAAUGGAAGGGGUGACAUCGUUCAGCAUCGAUCUGGAGAGCAAGAAGGUGACGGUGAUGGGUCACGUGUCCCCGGCGGGUGUCCUCGAGAGCAUCUCAAAGGUCAAGAAGGCUGAGCUGCUCAUGUGAAUCUCCUCAUCGUCCAUCCUACCCAGCAUGAAGUCUUAUUAGCUGAAUUCGGAAAAGAAAAGAAAAGACACUUCUCACCGGCUGACAAUGGGAUCCACCAACAGAUAAAUAAACUCGAGCUUAGUAUUUGUACGGAUUUGUACUAAAUGGCCCAUUGGCAAACUUAAUUCGCUCACUGAACUCCAUAAAACUUAUAUCGGAAUCUCGCCCCUCUUGUUCGCGUCUAUCAAAGGGGCGCCUAAAUUGCAUGUUAAAUUACCAUGCUUUUUCCC
Triticum urartu is the source of this 1149-nucleotide messenger RNA. RefSeq lists its product as uncharacterized. The record is from RefSeq and is a predicted model, not a curated record. Lineage: Eukaryota; Viridiplantae; Streptophyta; Magnoliopsida; Poales; Poaceae. Gene Ontology annotation, molecular function: metal ion binding.